AUGUCACUCCUGGCAAAGAGUGUUGUGCACUUGCGUGAUAUCUGGAAAGUCACCUCCAAGCUCCAGGCGAACCGUUUGAGCUCCACGAUGAGUCAAGUCAAAGGACAGCAGCAGGCGAAGACAUCGAAAGAGACCCACGAACAAGGCCAACAGCCGGACAAAACCCCGAAGAAACCAAAGACCGUGGCUGAGCUCGAUCAAGAAAUGCGUUCUGCCAUGGAAGGGUUAGCAGGUGAUGGGGGCGAGGCUGGAUUGGAACUUGAGGAUGGAAAAGCUGUAUCAAUGAAACGUGGUGUUAGGGAGAAUAUGUUCAGAUACAUUUGA
Messenger RNA from Exophiala bonariae, 324 nucleotides. RefSeq lists its product as uncharacterized. The record is from RefSeq and is a predicted model, not a curated record. The transcript has a single exon. Lineage: Eukaryota; Fungi; Ascomycota; Eurotiomycetes; Chaetothyriales; Herpotrichiellaceae. Bases 1 to 324 code for a protein of 107 amino acids.